AUGAUGGUCUUCGAGCACGCAAUCGUCGACUCCGUCGUCCCCAGUCCUGGGUCGCCGCCCGGCAUGACUGCUUCCAAAUCCUCCAAAUCCUCCUCCUUCCACUCCAUCAGCUCCGACGACAAUAGCGUCCUGUCCGACGUCAACCACUUUGAGGACAUUGGCCUCGACGACGACGCGUCCUCGAUCGCCGCACACCACGACCGUGACGCUGCCGACUUCAAGGCCCGCCCCAACCGUUUCUCGCCCUCUUUUUCGGCGGACCUCCGUGCCGCCUCGCUCCAGUCCGCCUCCACCCACAGCCUCACAACCAAACCGCGCGUCUCCUCAUCUUCACGCGAGCUUCCUCGCACACGCCCACAUGCCGCCAACCGUGACAUCACCCCACCCGUCCGGCCCUCUUUUCCUAGCUUGCAGAGCCAAGUCCGCGGCGCCAAUGUCCGUAGCACGAGCACGAGCGCACUGACACCAGAAGCCCUGCUUCCCAAGUCCAAGAGAAGCCACGGCAACCGGUCGGCCACGUCCCUCUCCUUCCGCCACCGCAGCCCCAGCCCCAACCUGGUCAACGUCCCGCAUGGCCUGAAAGAUCCGGCCGUCAUCGUCAAGCCGCGUCGCAGCAGUUGGCAGUCCACACACGAGCGGAAGACGUCGGUCCAGUUGGAGAUGGAGUGCGACGAAGACGAAGGUGACGAUAUCCCAGAGGGCCUCAUCCUAGACAAUGUCCCCAUCUCACCACGCCCGCCUUCUGAGCGAUCUCAAUCCGUCAACCCCAGCCCCGCGAGCUCCAAGCCCGGCUCGCCCGACCGCGCGGUCAAGGAGCACAGACACCGCAGUGUCGGAAACGGCACACCAGCCAUCGCUUCCGCCCAGGGCUCGCUGCGCUCCCCACAAUGGAAGACCGAGCACAACAAGUCGCACAGCGAAGUGGCUUCGCCCAUGAAAUGGCGCGCUAAGAGCUGGACGAGCGCCCUGUCCGAGCUGAGCUUGGAAGCCAAGAACCUGACGGAGAAGCUCGAAGAGCAUGCCGACGAGCUGGAGCUUAAGUCGCAGCAGCGUUCUAGCACCGGUUCGAUGCCCGCGGUGCGCCGCUCUUCGACCAGUUCGUCCCUCGAUUCAAAGACGCGCCAUAAAUCUGCCCUGCCUGACCUGCCCCCUCUGCGCCGCAGCAACAUCAUGAUCGAUCCUCUGCCCGUGUCCAAGGAGAAGGAGGCGGUUCUCUCGCGGACGCGGCCGUCUUGGCUGCCGCCCAAGGACCCUGCCGAGGAGAAGCGCCACCUCAAGGAGUACCAGAAGAUGAUGGCCUACAGCCUCGAAGCCGAAAAACGCCGCGAGGCCACCAAGCAGGCCAAGUCCGACUGCCGCGAUACCGCCGUCAGCAGCCUCAUGCAGAUCUGGGAUCACGACAUCAUCCCCCGCUGGUCGGUCGCCAUUCGCGAGCGCCGCACGCGUGAUUUGUGGUGGCGUGGCGUCGCCCCGCGCAGCCGUGGCGCUGUGUGGUCGCGUGCCAUUGGCAACGAGCUUGGCCUGACCGAGGCGUCCUUCCACGCUGCGCUCAGCCGCGCGUACGAGGUGGAGGUGCGCGCAAAGACCGAAAACUCGAUCGAAGGCGACGAGCAGUACCUGGCCUGCUUCGAGACCAUCCGCAAGGACGUCCAGGAGCACACGUGGAGAGACCUCAAGAUCUUCCAGGCCGGUGCUCCGCUGCACCAGGGGCUGAUGGAUGUCCUGAUGGCCUACUCCAUGUACCGCAGCGACAUUGGCUACGUCACCGGCUGCAACACCAUUGCUGCUCUGCUCCUCCUCAACCUGCCUGGCCCUGCAUCGGCUUUUGUCGCCCUCGCCAACUUGCUUAACCGCCCGUUGCCGCUGAGCUUCUACGCUGCUGAUCCCGGCGCCAAGGCAUCUGCCUACAACCUCAUGCUGCAGACCCUCGCGCAAAAGUCGCCCGUCCUCUACGACCACAUCACGAACAUGCCCGACUAUGACCCCGACUUGUGUCUCAACAGCGUCUUCACUUCCCUCUUUACCGGCCACCUUGCUCUCGACCAGGCUGCUCGUUUGUUCGAUGUCUAUGUCUUUGAGGGUGACACCAUCCUCGUGCGCGCCGGCGUGGCCCUGCUUAUGGAGCGGGAGGCAGCACUGCUCGGCACACAGGACAUGGCGGCUGUCGUCAAGGCCAUUACCCCCGGUGGUGAUGGAGCUGACGAUAAGCACGUUGUCGUUGCACAGCACGGCGAAGAGGACCGCUGGAUGCUGGCUGUCCGCGAAGCCGGUAAGGUCUCGCCUAAGUAG
Sporothrix brasiliensis 5110 is the source of this 2289-nucleotide messenger RNA. Its product is annotated as tbc domain protein. Gene Ontology annotation, biological process: activation of GTPase activity. Gene Ontology annotation, molecular function: GTPase activator activity. The record is from RefSeq and is a predicted model, not a curated record. The coding region runs from base 1 to 2289 and encodes 762 amino acids. The transcript has a single exon. NCBI's taxonomy places the organism in Eukaryota, Fungi, Ascomycota, Sordariomycetes, Ophiostomatales, Ophiostomataceae.